UUCGCGCCGCUCCAUUCACUCGCUCGCGCGGGUAUAUUAUAAUUUUACAGCCGGUGUCGUCCCUUUGCCUUUUUUAUUUUGUUGUCAAACGGACGCACAAGUGAAUACACGAGAGGGUUUUCGUGCGUGACCACUGUCUUGGUUGUUGUUUUGGUUGUCAAGUAUUGAUUAUUGUUUUGUUUGAUUGAACGACGCCAGUGAUCAUGAAGAUGAUGCUUGUGCAGUUGUUGGCCCUGGCCCUUUUGGUGGGGGAUCGAGUUUCCGGCUAUCCGCAGGAUCGAGGCUUACCAGAUGGAGCUACCGUUCCCCAGCAGUCAAGAACCGGUUACGAGGACUCGGAGGCAGCGGCAUCGGAGACCGGAGGCGCGGAGGAGGCCUACGAUGACGGGGACGACUCGGACAUGUACAUGGAACCGGACGGCGCUGAGAGCGCCCACGCCGACGCCAGACACGAGCCCGAGGACCCACCACCGCUGCACCACCAGCAUCGCGACGAGUCCGAGCGGCCCACCAUGCCCCACAUGACCAUAGUCGCGGUGCGGCCGGCCCAAACCUCCAUCCAGGUGACCUCCAGCGAAUCCACCGAGACAUCAUCCUCCUCGUCGACACCCACAGCGUCCGGCCAGCCGGAGGAGCGCGAGGAGGAGCGCAGCCUCGAGACCGACAGCCAGAACUUCUUCCCGUCGUUCGCCGAGCUGUUCGGCGGGCCUCGGCUCCCCUUCACCGAGCACCAGCAGCAACAGCAGCGCUACCGGCCGAGCCGCUUCCUCGGCUACUUCCAGCGCGACAGCCGUCCCUACGCCGUGGCCGCCUCCUCGGCCAAGGAGGGCCACCAGCCGGCGAUCCUGGGCUCGGGCAACUUUGGCGUCAUCCGUGGUGGCACCUACUACCCCGAGGACAAGGAGACCGACGAGUACGGGCUGGAGGACGCGCCGGGUUACGGCCCGUUCUACCACGGGGCAGGUCGGGCCAGGCCCUCCUACUACAAGAACCCGAAGCCCCAGCCCGUCCACGGGGGUGACUUUUUCGCCAACUUCCGGGACUUUGCCGAUAUAACAGCGCCGCCCAAGUCGAGCUUCUCCCACCUGUCGGUCGUCUACGCCAACAAGAACGGCAGCAGCGCGGGUCGGGCGCCGGUGGACCAGCCUAGGAACAUCAUCGAGACCCUGAGGAUGCUGGAGGAGGAGGAGGAGGCCGGGACGACGGAGACGCCGCCCCAGAAGAAGCUCAGCCAGGGCAAGAGGAAACUGAUGAAGAUCAAGAAGUACCAGGACGAGAAGGCCAGAAAGUCGCGCAUGACCAUCGAGCCCCUGCUCGCGCUCAGCUGAGCUACUCGCUCGCGACGAUGA
Copidosoma floridanum is the source of this 1349-nucleotide messenger RNA. RefSeq lists its product as uncharacterized. NCBI's taxonomy places the organism in Eukaryota, Metazoa, Arthropoda, Insecta, Hymenoptera, Encyrtidae. The record is from RefSeq and is a predicted model, not a curated record.